AAAAAAAAAUUGAUUCACAACUUUAACCUAAACCCUGAACUAAAACCCCUCAACUUCACCUUCGGCCAGUUCCUCCGCCGUCCCAAUCUCUCCACAGCAUCCCUAGGUUUAAUGGCGAUGACGUCGGAAAAUGAAGAUACAAUGAUUGAGAAUGAAAGUGAAGAUACGAGUGAAGAAAUGUCAUCGUCUGAAUCAGAACAGGAAGAAGAUGUGAAGUUAGCUGAACCAUCAAAAAAUGCAGUGUAUAACAGAGAUGCUCUAUUAGAUAAACUUGGAGAUAUCAGUUGGCCCGAGAAUGUGGAAUGGAUACACAAACUAUCCAUUGAUGUUGAUCAAGAGCAAGAAGUAGAUGUGAAUGAUGAUUUGGCGCGAGAACUUGCAUUUUACACACAGGCAUUGGAGGGAACUAGGCAGGCCUUUGAGAAACUUCAGUCAAUGGGUCUACCUUUUCUGAGACCUGCAGACUAUUAUGCUGAAAUGGUAAAGACAGAUGUCCACAUGGAAAAGGUUAAAGGUAGGCUAUUAACAGAGAAACGAAAGAUGGAAGAGGCUGAAGAGAGAAGAAAGGCGAGGGAGGCCAAGAGAUUGUCUAAAGAGAUUCAGGCUCAGAAACUAAAAGAAAGGGCUAAGCAGAAAAAGCAAGAUAUAGAAUCUGUUAAGAAAUGGAGGAAGCAGAGGCAACAGAGUGGGUUUGCUGACAAUGGCGAUGAUGCAGAUACGGCUUUUGACUUUGAGGAUGGAAAAGUAUUUGAGAGGUCAAAUAAGAAAAGGCCAGGAGUGGCUCCAUGGGAUCGGUCAGGAGGUAAGGCAAAGAAAGCCUUUGGUAAAGGACAGAAACAAAAGAAAAGAGAUGGUAAGAAUUCUAGAUUUGGUUUUGGAGGCAAAAAGGGGUUGAAAAAGCAGAAUACAGCUGAGACCACGAAUGAUUAUGGUAAAUUCAAUAAGGGUGCUGCUGCUGUAAACAAGAAGAGAAAGAGGUAAAUGCAGUGUUUUUUUGUUGUAUUGAGGAAGUGAUGUCUCGGAAGAGCCAAUGACCGAAACCUAGGAAUUUUCAUCUAGUUUAAUUUUAUAUUUUGGAUGAAUUUAUGUUAACUUGAUAAGCUUUAUCGACAACUGAAGAUUCUUAAAAAUGUCUACUUCAAUGUUUUUGACGUUUUUCUAAAUGAUUAGUUUCUUUAUGUUGUAGUUAUUGAGUAAACCAGAGUAGACAUAUUUGGUGUACUGUUUUGUUUGUCUAUUUAUUUAUUUUUAUUUCAGAUACUCAUUCCUGGGAAUGUCAGAAACUAAGGAUAUCCUACCAUAUAUGGAUUCCA
Vigna unguiculata (cowpea) is the source of this 1313-nucleotide messenger RNA. RefSeq names its product rRNA processing protein-like protein. The record is from RefSeq and is a predicted model, not a curated record. Gene Ontology annotation, biological process: rRNA processing; ribosomal large subunit biogenesis. Lineage: Eukaryota; Viridiplantae; Streptophyta; Magnoliopsida; Fabales; Fabaceae. Gene Ontology annotation, cellular component: nucleolus; nuclear periphery; preribosome, large subunit precursor.